This is a messenger RNA of Medicago truncatula (barrel medic), 1017 nucleotides long. RefSeq names its product riboflavin synthase. Gene Ontology annotation, biological process: riboflavin biosynthetic process. The record is from RefSeq and is a predicted model, not a curated record. Bases 25 to 813 code for a protein of 262 amino acids. Gene Ontology annotation, molecular function: riboflavin synthase activity. NCBI's taxonomy places the organism in Eukaryota, Viridiplantae, Streptophyta, Magnoliopsida, Fabales, Fabaceae. The transcript has a single exon.
ACGGUUACUCGUCGGGCACAGCACAUGACAACAACACAAAUGGCUGCUUCAUCUUGUUCUCGUCUUACCUUAACCCACAGAUUCCAUAAUUCCCAAAUCACCCCUCAUCUUCGAUUCAAACCAUCUCCUCUGCGCUUCUUCCUUCCAUCAUCAUCUUCUACUCGAAAAUCCAUUCACCGUCCCAUUCAAUGUCUCUUUACCGGCCUCGUAGAAGAAAUGGGUACCGUCAAGAAACUCGGAGCGGCCUCAAACGGCGGUUUCGACUUAAAGGUGGAGGCAAAGACGGUUCUUGACGGCGUCAGUCUCGGAGACAGCAUCGCCGUCAACGGUACAUGUCUCACCGUGACGGAAUUCGACACAAAAGCUUCUGAUUUUACAGUUGGGUUGGCUCCGGAGACACUAAGGAAGACUUCUCUGAUUGAAUUGGAACCGGGAUCGCCAGUGAAUCUUGAAAGAUCAGUAACACCGGUUACUCGAAUGGGUGGGCAUUUCGUACAGGGUCACGUGGAUGGCACGGGGGAGAUUGUUUCUAUGGUUCCUGAAAGGGAUUCUUUGUGGAUUAAGGUUAGGGUUAAUAAGGUGGAUUUGCUUAAGUAUAUUGUACCUAAAGGGUUCAUUGCUGUGGAUGGGACUAGUUUGACUGUGGUUGAUGUUUUUGAUGAUGAAGCUUGUUUCAAUUUCAUGUUGGUUGCUUACACUCAGAGCAAGAUUGUUAUUCCUUUGAAGAAUGUUGGACAAAAGGUUAAUCUUGAAGUUGAUAUUCUUGGCAAGUAUGUGGAGAGGCUUCUCCGAACUAAUGCUUAUGCUAGCUAGAUGAUUGAUUGAGAUCAUGUUAUGAACUAUAAUUGGAGAUUCUCAAAUGUAUGGUUUUUGUUUAUUACUAAAUCUGGUUUUCAUCUUUGUGAUUCAAUCUAUCCUCUUUGUUUCAUUUACUAGUUGUUUAACGUUAGAAAUGGUAAAGCUUCAAUAAGAUUAGAAGCUGCUUUUGAUGAUUAUAGUAAUGUGUGAUUGUUGAGA